AUGGCAGCUGCGGCGCCGGCGGCGGGCAAGGGGAAGCGAAAGCGCCACCUCUCUGAGGACGACGUCUACCUCCUCCUCCACAGGUACGCUCCGGGGACGAUCCUGACGGCGCUGCAGGAGGUGGCGCAGCACGCGGAGGGCCGGCGCAUCGACUGGAGGGCUGUGGUGGGGAAGUCGGCCACGGGGAUCACCUCCGCCCGCGAGUACCAGAUGCUCUGGCGCCACUUCGCCUAUCGCCACGACCUAGAGGAUAGCGUCGACGCCGGCGAAGAGCCUCUGGGCGAUGACAGUGACCUGGAAUUGGAGCUUGAACCCAAUCCCAUUCCGACCAAGGAAGCUUUAUCUGAGGCCUCUGCAUUAGCCAAGGCGCUAAUAUCCGGAUCUUCACGUGAGCAAGCCUCUGGUCAUCGCAUUAACUUGGAUCCUCCUGUGCUGAACACCCAAAAUGAAAAGAUAGUGCGGGUUCCAUCUGAGAAACAGCUUGCUCAGAGUCAUCGUAUAGCAAAUGUUACAGGUCCUGUUGCCAGUUCAAAACAGUCAUCUCAUAUAGGACCCUCUCCUGGUCAUUUGGAUCCAAAUGGAGCUUCUAAAAAGAGAAAGAAGUCAAAAGCAUGGUCUAAAGAGGAGGAUGCAGACCUAGCAGCUGGUGUGCAGAAGUAUGGUGAAGGAAAUUGGGAGGAUAUUUUGCAUAAAUGUAACUUUGAUAGUACAAGAACGCCUGAUCAGUUAUCUCAGAGAUGGGCGCUAAAGCGUCCAGGAGGAUCAACCAAGCCUGCUAGCACUAAACAUGCUUCUGUUGGCUCAGAGGAAAGAUCAGCAGCUCUCAAGGCACUUUCAUUGGCUGUCGGUCCUAUGCGGAGAUCAGGAGCUUAUCAACAAAGCAUUCAGCAUAAGUCUACAGCGUUUGCUCCUAAGAUGCCAGAAGUAAGAUCUGCAGCAACCCCUUCACCGGCACCGGAACUGGCGCUGCCAGUCCCAGUCCCAGUUGCUAUGCCUCUGCGUGUGGCAGCUCAAGUGCAGACUCUGCUUCAUCAAGGGCAACAAGCUCCUGCCCAAGCUGUGCCACCAAAAUCGUCAAAUGCCUCAAAUAAGACACGGAAGAAGCAAGCAGCUCAGCCAAAUCCCACCAUUGGUCCUUCCUCAAUACAAGCAGCAGCAAUUGCUGCUGGUGGGCGACUUGCCACAGCGUCAACUGCCGCAAGUUUUCUAAAAGCUGCACAAUCUAAGAAUGUUGUGCACAUAAAAUCUCUAGGAGCAACAUCUUUGAAAUCUUCUGCAAGCUCUAAGGCAUCAAUUGUGGUUGAGCAUGGAACACAACCUGGGGGCUCCCAGCACCUAGAACCUCUAAAUGCUAGCGCAGUUCAUGGUGUUUCAGGAGUUACUGCAGUUAAUCAAUCAGGGCCACUUGCUGGGGCACGUUCUUUGGAAACUAAGAAGGCAUUGAGUACCACACUAGCACCUGUCCCAUGCGAGGAGGAUGACUCUGAAUUUUGUGCGAUUACGAUAGAUGACUUGUUUCCUGAAGAUGCAAAGCAGCCAGAAGUUGUCGAUGCAAAGCAGCCUGGAAUUGUAGAUGCAAAGCAGCCAGAAACUGUGGAUACCAAGGCAAAGCAACCAGAAACCACUGGUCUCAAGGCAAAGCAGCCAGAAAACGCAGAUCCCAAGGCAAUGCAACAAGAAACCAUGGAUCCCAAAUCAAAGCAGCCAGAUACAUUAGAGGUUGAGAUGAAGGUUGAGAUAGUAGAUCCCAAAGAUAAAGACAUGCUAGAGUUUGAUCAAUAUGUUGCUUCUCAAGGAGGACACUUAAACACGGAUGAUCUGAAUAAAAGCAAGUGUACCAACAGUGCUUCCCAGGCCCAAGGUCUUGUUGGCAGCCAGAAGCCACAGAAACUGAUUCCCGCGGAUGGGAAAGGUAACCCUGUAACUGUGGUUGGGAAAGGCAAGCCUGUAACUGCUGGAGUGGCAGCAACUGGGAAGAAGACUAAAAUUCCUGUCUCACAUUCGGCAGCAGGGACCCCACGUGGCAUUGUUGAGACAGUCAAUGCCAAUGCCCCAAAUAAAACACUAGUAAGGAGGGUAGCCACCCCUGCCUCUGUCCCUGCUGGUUGCCAAGGGCCUCCCAUGAAGAAGGAUGCCAUGAACGCAAAAGGUAACCAAAUGACACCUAGCAAUGCCACGGUUAUCAGUUCUGGAGUAGCAGCCAGCAGCCAGACUAGUGUGGCUGCGAAAGGUGCUAGCAAAGCAAAUCCACCAUCCAGCAGCAGCCAGGCCAAGCCAAACAGUGUGGCGGUGAACGGUGCCAACAGGGUGGUGAAUCCACUGUCCAGCAGCCAAGCUAGCGUGGCGGUGAACGACCCUAACAGGGCUGCGAUACCACUGUCCAGCAGCCAGGCUGGGGCGACGGUUAACGGUGCCAACAGAGCGGCUAACCCACCACCCAGCAGCCAGGCUAGCACAGCCGUGAAUGGUGCUGCUAACAAGGGGAAUCCGCCAGCAGCAGCCAGGCAAUAG
Miscanthus lutarioriparius is the source of this 2511-nucleotide messenger RNA. The record is from the annotation of a GenBank genome assembly. Lineage: Eukaryota; Viridiplantae; Streptophyta; Magnoliopsida; Poales; Poaceae.